AUGAAUCGAAAUAGACCUGAAGAGAACGAAUUAUUCAUCCUAAACGAUAAUUUUCUCAUAUUUAUGUGAGAAAAAAACAAUCAUUUUAUUUUUUUCUACAAGCUUGUGAUCUUUUCAGGGCAAUGUUGAAGUGGGUUUCUAUGGGCAUCGCUUUUUACUAUUUCUGCGCUAUGUCGGCGGCGAUUCCUGCCAAGGAAAAAGUGGUCGUUUCGCACGACAGCUUCUUGGAAUGCGAAAUGUGCAAGAUGGCGGUGCAGGUCGUGGUUCCCAUGCUCGGAGGCGACGUUGAGGACAUCAAGAGCGUCAGUUUCUUUUUUUCCAUAAAGAAAUUUCAAGCAAUGUCAAUCAAAACGAAGCCUUAUCAUUUUAUUCGGUAGACUGUUAGCCAUUUUACUCGUGUAUACAUUGGUAUAUACUUCAGAGAAGAUUCAUUGCUGAAUCUUAGAACAAUUAUAUAAUUUUUUUGUCGGUUUGCAAAACUGUUUUUUUGAUUGAGAACAUCGCGUAGACCAUCUCUUCCUUCUUGAGUUAAUAGAAGACGAGUUUUUGAGCGGUCCGAGCGAUCACCUCCUUUUCGAUGGUAUACUGGUAACUCACCAUAAUUAAACGCGUUUCACGAAAAACCGAACGGCUCAAAAUAAUUUUGGACAUCGUGUUUUUCUCAAAUAUUCACAAAAAAAAACAAAGUUUUAAUUUGCGAUACAUCCAAUUAAAAUUUUCAAAAAAGCAUCAAGAGUUUGAGUUUUCGAUUUCGAAAAAAAUGUUCCAAAUUCCGUUGUAAAUCUUGUUAUAGUAAGAGUUUUACGUUUCUUGAAUUUUUAUUUUUGAAAAGUGACGUCUCGAAACCUCAGCCAAAAGUAUCGAAAAACAAGCUAAUUUUGCAGUUACUUCAAUUGAAAAAGAUAUGAAAACUCAGGAAAAGAUAUAUCAUUAAAUCGGGCUUCCUUAAAACUUUUUAAAAGAAUAAACUAUACAAUAGUAAAGUUCGAAAAUUUUAUUUUACUGGAUUAAUCAGGAAUAUUUUUUCAUGUUAGCUGUAAAUAGUUUAUUUUUUCAAAAAGUUCAAAUUUUCAGGCUGUUGAUGCUGAAUGCAAGAAGGAAUUCAAGUCUGUUCCCUUUGGUACCCAGGAAUGCAAGAAGUUUAUCGACGAAAAGCUGGACCCCAUCAUCCACGAACUCGAGAACGGAACGGCUCCCAAGGACGUCUGUACGAAACUUUCCAUGUGCUAA
Caenorhabditis auriculariae is the source of this 1230-nucleotide messenger RNA. The record is from the annotation of a GenBank genome assembly. NCBI's taxonomy places the organism in Eukaryota, Metazoa, Nematoda, Chromadorea, Rhabditida, Rhabditidae.